This is a messenger RNA of Purpureocillium lilacinum, 1635 nucleotides long. RefSeq lists its product as uncharacterized. NCBI's taxonomy places the organism in Eukaryota, Fungi, Ascomycota, Sordariomycetes, Hypocreales, Ophiocordycipitaceae. Gene Ontology annotation, biological process: regulation of DNA-templated transcription. Gene Ontology annotation, molecular function: DNA-binding transcription factor activity, RNA polymerase II-specific; zinc ion binding. The record is from RefSeq and is a predicted model, not a curated record.
AUGCCCAACACUGGCAAGCCCAGCCAGGACUGCCACCUCUGUCGCAAGCGACGGGUCAAGUGCGACCUCGCCCGCCCCGGCUGCCAGCGCUGCGUCAAGUACGGCGUCGAGUGCCCCGGCUACCGUGACCAGGCCGAGCUCGUCUUCCGCAAUGCCGACCCCUCCACCGUGAGGAAGCGCAAGAAGCGCGCCGCCGAGCACGACGACGCCCAGUCGAGCCGCUCCGCCUCACCCGGCUCCGUCUCCGCCACGGGCUCCGGCGCCGGCUCCCGCCCCGAGUCCGGGUCUUCGACGCCCUCCUUCUCCGCCUCGGCCGACGACCUCGACACCCCCUUCAUCUUCUCCGCCGAAUGCAAGGACCUCGUCCCGACCUCCAAGUCCGCGCCCUGGCCGUCCUAUCAGGUCGCCGUGCCCAAGUCCAUGGCCGAGCACUGGACUUCGCAUUCGGUGCCCAUCCUGCUCAACGUCUACUCGACCCUCGACUUCCUCAACAACACGUACCAGCAGAACCCCCGCGACGGGCCCCUGGUCUGGGCCGCGCACCUCUUCUCCCGCACCUACGUCACCAACAUUCGCUAUCCGACUGCCAUAUACCGAAGCUCCGAGCUGGAGACGCAGCGCGAGCUCGGCACAUAUCUGGGAAAGACAUUGAGCUCCGUCGCGGCCGCCCUCAAGGACCCCAAAGGCGCCUUUCGCGACGAUGUCCUCGCCACCGUCUGGAUCUUGUCCAACUACGAGCUACUCGUGGGGUCGUUGAGCCGCAUGGAACCGCUGAGCCCGUGGCAUCUGCACGCCCGAGGCCUAUACAGCAUCCUCAAAACCAGGGGCACGGCACCGCUGUACACCAGCGACGGGCGCACCGCGUUCUGGCCGAGCUACAACAUGGUGCAAGUCCAAGCGCUCGUCAGCAACACCGAGUGCCCACCCGAGUCGGACGAGUGGCUGGGUAUCGUCCGAGAUAACCUGUAUGAGGGGGAGGCUUCCACGUUAUGCGUGUCCGUCUUCGUCGUCAAGUGCGCGCACGUCCAGGCGCGCAUCUUCACCAUUCUCAGCACGCGAGACUUUGGCGCCGCCGAGGCCGAGUAUCGGGAGCUCGUGGACGAGAUGGACCUCGCCGAUGCCGAGUUCGUGCAGUCGGCAGCCGGGCUGCACGACACGGCGCACGAGCUGGACGCAUACAUGCGCAACCUGUACCACUCGGCCGUGGUCAAGGGCUACCACUACAUACAGCUCAUGGCCAACUUCUUGACGCACUACGCGCCGAGCACGCUGACGCUGGAGGAGCUGCGGGCGCGGCGGGACGCGUGCCUGGAGAAGACGCAGCUGGCGGCGCAGGAGAUCCUCGACAGCGUGCCGUGGAUCCUGGGCCCGCUGGCGUCGGGCAAGGACAAGUCGCCCAAGGUGUUGUUCGACGCCCUCAAGAUGGUGUGGCCGCUGACGAGCGUCUACGUGGUGUCGACGACGUUGCCGGAGCAGCGGGUGCAGGCCGAGGUGGCGCUCGUCUUCAUCGGCAAGGAGGUGGGCGUGCGGCAGGCGCUCAAGACGUAUCCGGCAGGACUCGCGCUGCCACCGGAGUCGCAGCGGCCGCUGGAGACGGCGGCGUACGACGGGGCGUCGUGGGCGGCAGCGGGUUGA